This is a messenger RNA of Rosa rugosa (rugosa rose), 1576 nucleotides long. RefSeq names its product F-box/kelch-repeat protein At3g23880-like. Gene Ontology annotation, molecular function: protein binding. The coding region runs from base 66 to 1346 and encodes 426 amino acids. The transcript has a single exon. The record is from RefSeq and is a predicted model, not a curated record. NCBI's taxonomy places the organism in Eukaryota, Viridiplantae, Streptophyta, Magnoliopsida, Rosales, Rosaceae.
UUCCCUUCAAGGUUUAAGGCAACGGCGCUCUCUCACCCACUCUCACUCUCAGUCUCAUUUUCAAGAUGUGGGAGGAUUGUUACGAAGGUAAGUCUCUGUUGAGCCCUGAAUCCGCCUCUAAGCUCUGUUUGUCCAUCACUCAUGUCUUCCAAACUUGGCUCAAAUCUCUCCCCAAAGAAAUCAUACCCAACAUCCUAAUCAGACUACCCAUCAAAUCCUUGAUCAAAUUCACCUCUGUCUGCAAGUCUUGGAGGUCCACCAUCAAAGACCCAAGCUUUAUCCGCACCCACCUCACCCACACUCUCAAUUUCAAUGACCAAAAUGCCACCCACCUCAUUCUCCUCCACACUGUUUUCAGUGAAGGCACUUCCACCCCUUUUGGAAGAGUUCACAUUUCUGGGUUCCAAGAAGACUCUUACUCUUUGCAUUAUGAUAACAAUGAUGUCAGUCACUACUGCAAGGUUGAGUUCCCAAUUGGUCUUAAGGAAAAAAUGGUCAAUCCGUGUCUUCGUGUUGUGGGUACUUGUGAUGGGCUAGUUUUGCUUGCUGAUGAUUUGGGGCGUUAUGCUUACAACUUUGUUAUAUGGAACCCUUGUGUAAGAAAGUAUGUGACCCUUUCCAAGCCCAGUGUUAGGUUUGCGACUCACGGUGGGUAUGAGGCUUCCCUUGGUCUCGGUUAUGAUGCUAUUGGUAAUGAUUAUAAGGUUGUGAGGGUGACCACUCUUUUGGAUCUACCUGAUGAGCUCCCGACGACUUUAGCUCAGGUUUAUUCACUAGCCACAGGUUCUUGGGGCAUGCUUCGUGUUCUUCCUCCAUGUCAAGUGCCUGGCUCCUGGGUCCAGGCUUCUGUUAAUGGGACACUUCACUGGCUGGCUCUCCGUUGUGUGGAUGAUCAUUAUAGCCAUUUUGUUGUGGCAUUUGAUGUGGGAAGUGAGUCGUAUCGUGAGAUAAUGUUGCCCAAGUGCUUUAAAGCGGAGAAGUCAUUGGAGUUGAGGCUGUGUGCUUCGGGUGAUAGAAAAUCCCUUGGUCUGUUUGUGAGGUGUAAGAGUGAGUCUGAUUGUUUUCUUGAUAUAUGGGUGAUGAAGGAGUAUUGCAUUGAGAAGUCGUGGACCAAAUUGAUGAUUCUCACUCCACAAGGUCCCAAAAGAAGUUUGCCGGAGGCGUUGUGUUUUAGGAGGAAUGGUGAAGUGAUGUUGGUACUUGAAGAUGACCGUGAGUUGGUUUCACUUGACAUUGGGAGCAAACAGUUUAAAAAUCUUGGGAUUUCUGGAGGUCAGGUUUGCUCUGUUGACUCGUAUGAAGAAAGCCUUGUCUUGCUCAACAAGAAAGAUGCAAUUUCUUACUGAGGGGAAAAAAAUAGGUAAGCUGAUGAUAUGUUAUAGAACUGGCUUCCCCUGACUUUUAUUUCAGUAUCUUCUUGUUUAAUGCAUAUGCUGUUAACUUUAUAUGACCUACAACCACUGAAUUUGAUAUUCUAUAUGCUCAUUGAUUUAGUACCCUUGCCAAGUGUUAUAUUUUCACUUUGCUGUAUAGUUCCUCUGUUCUUAGCUUUCUGGGUGUUUUUUGGUCAACUUGC